Aspergillus wentii DTO 134E9 is the source of this 1900-nucleotide messenger RNA. Its product is annotated as tetratricopeptide repeat protein. The transcript has a single exon. Gene Ontology annotation, cellular component: intracellular anatomical structure. Bases 13 to 1728 code for a protein of 571 amino acids. Lineage: Eukaryota; Fungi; Ascomycota; Eurotiomycetes; Eurotiales; Aspergillaceae. Gene Ontology annotation, molecular function: protein binding. The record is from RefSeq and is a predicted model, not a curated record.
AUCAACACCAACAUGAAUAUGAAACCUGCCAGCGAAGAAUACUACAACCUGGGCUCCUUUGGCCACCCCAUCUCCACCACCAGUGCCGACACGCAGACGUGGUUCAACCGCGGUCUGGUCUGGGUGUAUUCCUUCAACCAUGUUGAAGGCGCCUAUUGCUUCGAGCAGGCCAUCCUGCAUGACCCUGCAUGUGCCAUGGCAUACUGGGGCCUUGCCUAUGCCGUGGGUCCGAAUUAUAAUAAACCGUGGGAGGUUUUCGACCAGGCAGACCUGCACACCUGCAUGCAGCGAGGCCAUGACGCCACACAACAUGCAAAGCAACACGCAGGCAAUGCGAGCCCCCUCGAGCAGGCUCUCAUCGAAGCCAUCCAGUUCCGGUUUCUCACUAACCAGCCGGGGACGGAUUACGCGGCUCUGAAUAGGGGAUAUGCAGAUGCGAUGAAGCGCGUGUACGAUGAAUUCGGGCAGGAUCUCGAUGUCGCUGUCCUCUAUGCAGAUGCCCUCAUGAACAUGGCCCCCUGGGCGCUGUGGGAUCUGUUCACCGAGAAACCAGCCCCCGAUGCGCCCACGAUGGAGGUGCAAGCGGUGCUGGAACGAGCGUUGGCACAGGAGGACGACGGUGCCAGUCGCCAUCCGGGCUUGCUGCAUUUGUACAUCCACUUUAUCGAAAUGUCUCCCACCCCGGAGCUGGGCGUCGUGCCGGCAGACCAUCUGCGCGAUCUCGUCCCAGACGCCGGCCACAUCCACCACAUGCCUACCCACUUGGACAUUCUGAUCGGCGACUGGCGGCGCUCGAUUGCGUCGAACUACAAGUCGACCAUCGCAGACGAUAAGUACUUUCGCAAGGCAGGCGCCCAGAACUUCUACACCUUCUACCGCCUGCAUGACUACCACUCGCUCAUCUACGCGGCCAUGUUUGCCGGUCAAUCCAGGACGGCCCUCGACGCGGUGACCCGCAUGGAGGCAACCGUCCCAGAGGAGGUGCUCCGCAUCCAAUCGCCCCCGAUGGCCGACUGGCUCGAGCAAUUCAUGUCGAUCCGGCUGCAUGUCAUGGUGCGGUUUGGCCAGUGGGAGGAGCUCAAGCGUAAGCCUCUCCCUACCGACCAGGCCUUGUAUGCCGGCACCACCGCCACCACCCACUACGCACGGGGGAUCGCCUUUGCAACGACCGGCGAUCUCGUCUCUGCUGGUCAAGAACAAGCACUCUUCCACGAAGCCUGGGCUCGUGUCCCCGAGACUCGCCGCGCCUACAACGGCAAACUCGUCGAGGUGCUGCAGGUGGCGGCCGCCAUGCUCGAGGGCGAGCUCGAAUACCGCCGCGCAAACUACGAUGCCGCCUUUGCUGCGCUUCGUCGCGCCAUCGAUCUCGAAGACAAGCUACCAUAUAGCGAGCCGUGGUCGUGGAUGCAGCCCGUCCGACACGCAUAUGCCGCCCUCAUGAUGGAACAGGGCCAUCUGGAAGAAGCGGCCAAGACUUACCGCGCUGAUCUCGGCCUAGAUCAUUCGCUCAUCCGCCCGCGUCGCCACCCGAAUAAUGUAUGGUCGCUGCAGGGAUACCAUGAGUGCUUGCUUCGCUUGGGGAAGGUUGAUGAGGCGGCUAUGAUUGAGCAGUCGGUGAAGUUGGCGUUGGCCGUGGCGGAUGUUCCUAUCAAGGCGUCGUGCUUUUGCCGGUUGGAUACUUCGCAGGCGCCGCGGGUUCUUACUCGGGAGAAUGAGAAAUGCUGCUGAAGCUCUGUAUAUGAUCUGUUGAUAGUAAUCUCAACCCUUCUGAUUUGGAUAAAAUCAAGUAAAUUCUAUAAUAUUCACGGAGAUGCGAGCAGCAUAUAUAUCGAACAGAAAAUUGGACAUGAAAUCAAAGGCCGAAAAAGCUAAACCAAUGGGGAAUGACCUUAUCUUGGCA